Molecule: messenger RNA, 1599 nt
Organism: Kalmanozyma brasiliensis GHG001
Lineage: Eukaryota; Fungi; Basidiomycota; Ustilaginomycetes; Ustilaginales
Product: Beta-lactamase-like protein
Exons: 1
Coding region: 1-1599 (532 amino acids)
Biological process (GO): N-acylphosphatidylethanolamine metabolic process; N-acylethanolamine metabolic process
Cellular component (GO): cytoplasm; membrane-bounded organelle
Molecular function (GO): N-acylphosphatidylethanolamine-specific phospholipase D activity
Source: RefSeq, a predicted model, not a curated record
AUGCUUCCCACCAAGCCUCAGCAGAUCAAGACGGCGCUGGUCUCCAUCUCAUCGCUCUACGUCGCAGGCUGGGGCAUCUAUUACCUCGCGCAAGAGACGAUCCGCAGACGAGAAUUGGCUUCUCGCAAACGCAAGUACCCCUUGCGAGCGCCCCUCUUACCACCUCACGCCAUCUCAUCCGGUGUUCGCGUCGCAGAACGAGUGGGUGUCCUUGCUCACUCGAACUCCAAAGGCACCUCGACCAAAGAAGACCAGGACAGGAUACGAGCGCAAGAGAUCCUCAAGGAACGAGGCCUCGAUAGCAAUGGUCAUGUCGAUGUGGUCUCACCGCCACCGACGCCAACACAAGGCUCCACAUGGUACGGCGGCGCGACGGACACCGAAGUCAGCAGAAUCCACAGACGCUUCUCUUCGCUCAAGGUGCUAGGACGUUACGCCAAUGUCGUGCCAGAAUGGCGCGAGCAAGGCGCGUGGGAAUGGGUCGCUUGGAAACUCUUCUACAGCGUCUUCUACAAGCCACGCAUCUGGUGGGACGGUGGCUACAAAGCCGAUCAAAGAACGCAAGAGGGACGACAAAAGAUCGAUAUGCUGCUUCCCGUCGAGAAGAUCAAGUGGAACGAGCUCUUUACACCACCCUCGCCGGACUCGGCCAAUUCAAAGGGACCGUCGGUGCCUGCGAUUCGCGAUUCCAAGCAGUCUUCGUUUACUUGGAUCGGCCAGUCCAGCUGCUUGAUACAACUCGACGGUGUCACCAUUCUUACCGAUCCCGUCUUUGGCGAGCAGCCCGUCAAGACCCUCUUCAGUCCUACAAGGAUGCGACCCAUGCCUUGCAGCAUACACGAGCUCCUUGCCAACACAGCUAUCGAUGUCGUCCUGCUCACCCACAAUCACUUUGAUCACCUCGACAUUGACGUCCUUCCGCUCAUACCAAAACACGUCGCCUUUUUCGUUCCGCUCGGUCUCACUCCCCUGCUCAAGCAAUACGGCGUAGAUCCAAAGCGAAUUGUGGAACUCGAUUGGUGGCAGCAGACCAAACUUCCCGUCACCAUCCGAGUUGCGGCCAAGGACAAGGGCACAAGCUCGAGCGUCACGGAGCAACGACGAUGCUUUGACAUCACCGCCGUUCCUGCCAGUCACUGGAGCGCUAGGACGGGCCUAGAUACCAAUCUCACCCUGUGGAACUCGUACGCUGUCCGCGUCUACUCUGAGGCCGAUGCCGCCGCAGGCUCGCGGUCAGGCUCACCGCCUCCUGCGCCUGAGGCGAAGUCUCUAUUCUUUUGCGGUGACACGGGAUACUCGCCUUCCCUUUUCACCGCCAUCGGCCGUGCUCUUGGGCCGUUCGAUGUUGCGUGCCUGCCUAUAGGCUCGUACGCGCCCCGCUGGCACAUGCAGAUCAUGCACAUGCACGUCGAGGAGUCAUUGCAAGUGACUCGCGAUAUCGGCAGCAAGCGCGCCUUCGCCAUGCACUGGGGCACGUGGGCCAUGUCAGACGAGACCUGGGACGACCCCUACUGGCAACUACACAAAGGGAUUCAACAAGCUUCGGACAGCCCAGAGCGCCUCCUCGCUGUGCCCUUUGGCAAGACCUUCCGCCUCUAA